Molecule: messenger RNA, 1169 nt
Organism: Pungitius pungitius (ninespine stickleback)
Lineage: Eukaryota; Metazoa; Chordata; Actinopteri; Perciformes; Gasterosteidae
Product: cell cycle regulator of non-homologous end joining
Exons: 3
Coding region: 146-634 (162 amino acids)
Biological process (GO): negative regulation of double-strand break repair via nonhomologous end joining; double-strand break repair via nonhomologous end joining
Cellular component (GO): cytoplasm; nucleus
Source: RefSeq, a predicted model, not a curated record
GCUAAGUGGCGCUAAAGACCCAGUCAGCCACUGGCAUCACGUGACCUCAACAUACCGUCUUCUCUUUGUCAUUUCACCGGUAAUAGCUCAGUAACCUCUGUAUCCGUAAAGCCCAAAAUACACGUGUCCAACACAGAGGGCUGACAUGACCGAGAGGCACCGCGCGCUGCCGUCGUGGAUGGCGAAGAAGGAAGGGAAGGUGAAAGAGAAGGAGCCGCUGAGGAGCGCGAGGAAACGAAAAGCCGCGCGGGCGGCUUUCUACUGUAUGAACGAGAAGGAGCUGGUGGACGCGGCUUUCUCGUGUCUCACCGACGCUGCCCGCGAGGACGUCGCUCUCCCCGCUGACCGCAAGGUUGAAGACAAGGCAGCAGCCACCACUGUAAACACGAGGGAGGACCCUGCCACUGCAAAGAAAACAGCAAAGCUUUUGACUUUAGCGGAGCAGUCUUCAGACGAAGGUGAUGCCCUGGAUGCAACAUGUGUUUCAGAAACAGACAUGGAGAUCAGCCCGGGGCAUCUGGGACCUGAGGGUCAGAGGGCGGGACCUGGACAGGAUCAUGGUGGAUCGGAGGCUGAGGAAAAAGAGGAGGAUGACGCCUUACGGCUUGUGAGGGAAAUAUUUUUCGCACGAUAAUGAACCCGAGCAUACGGCAUCUAAAAAAAAAACAUGCUGGUGGGGCAUUGCACAUCUCAGUGGCUUCACUAGGUCUGGGGUUCAAUAGGAGCCUCUAUGGAUGUUAUACAGCUCCGUAUGGUCUGAUUGAACUGUCCUCGUGAAUGAAUGGAAAUCCCAUUAAUACAGAUAACGUGGUAUUUUGUGAACAGAAAUAUCAGAACAUGAGUGACAUAUAAAUAUGUAUCAAGUGGAUCUUUUAAAAUUGAAUGUGAAACCAACAGCAAGUGGAGUUUAGGUAAAGAAAUCAUUCCACCACGAGAAGUUUUUUCAACUUUGAUGAUUUAUGAGGUGGCAGUGAAUGCAAUGUCCUUUAUUUUCAUUCUCUUAAGCAACUUUGUACAAACGUUGAAAACUGGAAAGCUCAAAAUAUCUUGCCAGUGUUCUCGACUCCAAGAUGAGCUUCUCUGAUAAUUACGUGUUUGUUAUCAAGAGAUGCUCUGCGAUUUUGUCUUCCGAUGUCUACACGGUUACUGUUGAGUAACCCCCCCGCUGC